Molecule: messenger RNA, 2343 nt
Organism: Anopheles bellator
Lineage: Eukaryota; Metazoa; Arthropoda; Insecta; Diptera; Culicidae
Product: sodium-coupled monocarboxylate transporter 2-like
Exons: 5
Coding region: 296-2113 (605 amino acids)
Biological process (GO): transmembrane transport; sodium ion transport
Cellular component (GO): membrane
Molecular function (GO): symporter activity
Source: RefSeq, a predicted model, not a curated record
UUAUUCCGGAGCUUCCUGCCGGGUGUCGGAAGGCAAGCGAAAGAACGCGAACGCGAGCGAAACGAGCAACAACGAAAAAAGAAGGAAUAGUACCCAACACUUGAAUCGUUAUCGGUCUGACUAGCAGGAGCCGGACCUCUAGCUACAACAGUGCCUUAAGGAUUGUGGCGUCCGGCCAUUCAGUCGGAGCGAAGCCAUCGAACGGACGACAGGACGACUUGGGAGCAGUUGAGGCAGAGUUACAGUGAUAGUGUAAAAACGCAACGCACAACGGCCGUACCAGAACGACACCACAAUGGUGAAAUCCAUUUCGGAGAACCCGCAGGGUCAGUUCUCGGUGGAGGACUACACGGUGUUUGCGUUCAUGCUUGCCGUCUCCACCGCCAUCGGGGUGUACUUUGGGGUUUUCCAGCGGAAGAAAAACCAAACCACCGAAGAGUACCUGCUGGGCGGACGAAAGAUGAAGACGUUCCCGAUUGCGAUAUCUUUGAUCGCCAGUCAGCUGUCCGGGGUUUCCAUAAUGUCGGUUCCGGCGGAAAUGUACUCAUACGGUGCGCAGUACUGGAUUAUUGCACCGACAAUGCUGAUCAUCACGCUGAUCAUCAACUAUAUCUUCGUGCCGGUGUUCUACAGUAACCAGAUCACCAACUGCUACCAGUACCUGGAGGAUCGCUUCAGCCCGGCGGUGAAACAGUUCGUCACGUUUACGUACGUCCUUAACAUCUAUCUGGUGUUGCCAAUCUUCAUCUUCAUACCGGCGCUAGCAUUCUCGCAAGUCAGCUCCAUCAACAUCCAUCUGAUCAACGGGAUCGUGUGUGGGGUGUGCAUUUUCUACACGAUGCUCGGCGGCAUCAAGGCUGUGGUGUGGACCGACGUGGUACAGGGAAUGAUCAUGUUUGUGUCCUGCUUCCUGGUGGUAAUCAUCGGUGUGGUGAAGAUUGGGGGUCUGUCCACGGUAUUCGACCGUGCCGAUGCUGGUGAUCGAAUGGAAAUUUUCGAUAUGACGCUCGACACGACCACAAGGCAGACAUUUUGGACCGCCAGCAUUGGAAAUAUUUUCCUGUGGACCGGCUACCUAGGCCUCAGCCAGAGCUGUGUGCAGCGGAUAGUGGCCGUACCGAGCAUGCAACACGCCCGGUCCGCCCUGUGGAUCUUCUGCAUCGGUUUCAUCAUCAUAACGUCGCUGAACUGCUUCACUGGAAUCGUAAUGUUUGCCAAGUACUUUGACUGUGACCCCAUCAAAGUCGGAUUGGUGCAGAAGGCCGACAAGUUGCUGCCGUUCUUCGUGCAGGAUGUCGUCGGCAAUCUGAAAGGCAUGCCGGGCGUGUUCAUCUCCUGUGUCUUUAGCGCUGGUUUGAGCACGAUGUCGGCCAACCUAAACUCCCUGGCAGGUCUCAUCUACGAGGAUUACAUUAAGCCGUUCAAGCUGUUCAAGCACACGGAUGCCUCGGCCAACAUGACCAUGAAGUUACUAAUUUUCGUGAGCGGUGUGUACUGCAUUGCGAUGGGUUUGAUCGUGGAGCAGUUUGGCCAUUUGCUGCAGAUGGUCGUAACGAUCGCCAGUGUCACACAGGGAGCGGUGAUGGGCAUAUUCUGCCUCGGUAUGCUGUGGCCGUGGGCGAACAAGCACGGUGCUCUCUGGGGAUCGGCAUCGAGCGUCAUUGUCGUAUCGUGGAUUAUCUCCGGUGCCCAGAUGGCUAUCAGCAGCAAGCAACUCGCCUACCCGCCGAAGCCGACCAGUGUUGAGAAUUGCUACGAGUACGGAUUCAAUGUUACGGCGGACGAUUUCCCGCCGCACUCGUCGUCCCAGGGCAGUGGCGAGUUCUCGAUCUACAACAUCUCGUUCGUGUGGUACUCGACCGUUGGCACGCUAAUCGUGUUCCUGGUGGGCAUCCCGGUGAGCUACCUAACCGGAUCGCAGGAUAUGCGCAACUUUAAGCCAAAACUCAUUGCGCCACUCGCACAGUGGAUGCUUCCGGCAGAAGUUCGGCAGAGUGACUUUUCGCUCAAGGAAGAAAAUUGCAAAUCCAACACGGCGACCGUCAACACGUGGACAUUCACGUCUAAUGAACACCAGAAAUACAAGGAACGAGUGAUCGAGCAAUCACUGUGAAAUAGUACAUCCCGAUGCUGGCGCCUUUCACCUAACCGAUACGGCAGCUGUGCGGUGCAAUUCGAAUCAGGCGGCGGACAAGGAGCGCCAAGUUAGCUUCGAAGUGUCGGACACGCCACCGCCAAGUAUUAAUGUAGUAAACUAAUGAUUUUUAGGACGGUGUUAAAUGAGUUGUCGUCUCAUUGCCGCUUGUUUGUAGCGAAAUAAAAAUGUAGUGUGUACCGAAUGUA